Rotaria socialis is the source of this 1269-nucleotide messenger RNA. The record is from the annotation of a GenBank genome assembly. NCBI's taxonomy places the organism in Eukaryota, Metazoa, Rotifera, Eurotatoria, Philodinida, Philodinidae.
AUGCAUCGAUCAAAGAAGAAAAAUUCAAAAGUAUCUUCCCAUGAUUCACCUGGAACUAGGCCACAAUCGAUAGUAACAAACGAUCAAACUACUAUUAAUGAGAAAAGCGAGAAACCAUCGAUGCAAUCUGAAUCAGCCAUUCGCGUAUUAGUCGGUAUUGUGGGUGUGUCAUUACUGUCAGUACCCAUAUGUUAUAUGUUAUCUUAUAUGCAACAAAUGAAGAAUUCAUUAAAUAUUUUUCUUUAUAGUGCAGUAAUUUGCGUAUCAGUUGCACCAUUAACAUAUUUCCUAUUGAUAAAACAUUUAUUGCAUGUGAAAAAAGAAACUUACUUUUAUGUAUUUACAAUAUUUUCAUUUACAGCGAUUGCUGAUCUUCUAUUAGCUUUAACAAUUGAUGAGUAUUCAUCGGCUUUUCAUUUUUAUUUAAAUCAAGGUGAAGUAUAUUUGAAAACUUCUCAUGGUUUAUUUAUUAAUUAUUGGGAUGGUAUUACGCAUUAUAUAUUAUAUUUAAUAAUGUUAUAUUGCAUGCUAAAACAAAAAACAGAAACAAAAUUCUUUCGUUUUCUAUCAUUAUUUUGGUGUGGAUCUAUUAUUAAUUCAUUAAUUGUAUUACUCGGCGGUGCUGCUCUUGGUCAAUUUGGAGCCCAUAUCAAACCAUCAUAUUUAUUAAAUAUACCGUAUACAGUAUUUCCAAUCAUUUUCUUAGUACGACAAUUUAGUACGCGUUCUAAUUUUAUUCAACAAGAAAGAAAAAAAAUGAAAAAAUCUCUCAAUCUUAAAUCAUUACUCUUAAGACCCCUUGAUAUAUGUUUUAUUCUGUAUAUGAUAUUCGGUAUUGUAUUUGCAAUUUUUCGUGCGUUUCAUGCCUUGAAAAUUCCCAUGACAACUAAUAGUAUUUAUUAUAAAUUUGAACCCUAUAUAUUGAAUGCGUCCGGAUUUGCAUUGAUUCAACUUUUAACAUAUGCAUUUUAUUUUAUACCCUAUUAUUGUUCAGCUAUUAAUGCUUUACUAUUCUAUGAUCAACAACCGUCAAGAUUUCAAUGGUUACCCGAUUGGACUAUGGUACAUGCAGGAGCUGCUGCUCAAGCACAGUUUUCAUAUUUAUUAUCAUCUCUACAUAAUCCCCCCUUAUUUCCUGAUUCAUCAUGGUCACCUAUACCAUCUGAAUACUGGUUUACUAGUGUCGGUCUCAAUAUUAUUUUAGCGAUUAUACCUCAAUUGUUUGCUUUUCGUAUUUGUGUUGGAAAUAGAGAUACAGAUUUUUAUUGA